AUGGAGAACGAACAACAGACUGUCCACGGCCUCGUCUACCCCAACGACCUCCUCAACGCUUUGCCUGUCUUGCUCAGCCGCCCGGCGCCGCACACGCCCAUCAGACAGCUGAACGCCGAGCAGCUCGCGUCGCUCCAUCUGCGCGCGCAGCUCGCGCACGCCCCCGACGGCGUCCUCUUCCCCUUCCUCCACGGCCUCGAGGGCGCCAACGACGCCCAGAACUCCUUCUUCCAGACCGGCUUUGUCCGGCAACCCGAUGGGCGGCGCGGGCCGGCGAAGGUGCCGCGGUUCCGGGGCCUGAUAUUCGUCGCGGCCGAGGACGAGGAGGGGGAGGGCGAGCAGGAGACGGAGAGCGACGAGGACGUGUUUGAGGACAGCGAGGACGAGGAGCAGGAGACGACGUUUGCGAUGGACGAGGACAAGUACAUGCACCCGCUCGCCACCCGCUCGCCGUCCGACGCCUCGUCGCUGUCCUCCCCGCCCAGUCCGACCUUCACAGCCGCGUCCUACGCAAGCACCGCGCCCACCUCGGCGCCCUCGUCGCCCAGCCCUUCCCACGGCGACUGUCCGACGCCGAUGCCGUUCAGCCAUAUGAUGCUGCCGAAGCUCACGAGCACGUUCCGGGCCAAGGAGCUGCUGGACCCCCGCGCACGCGAGGGCCGCUUCAUGCCCGUGCACGUCCCCGACGGCAUCUCCCUCCGCAACUUUGGCAUCCAAGUUCCCAUAUACGCUACGCUGUCCGAUAUCGUGGUCUACAGCCGCCGGGCCGACUCGCGCCGCGCGUUUGCGCUUGCCGAGCGGUUCAAGCAGGCGGUGGAGGCUAAAGCCGAGGAGCGCGCGCACGCGGGCGCGGAGGUUCCCGUGGCGUACAACGUAUUCGUUCUCGACGCACCCCGCGCAGACGUGCUCAGGCAUCUCGGUCACGCGCUCCAGCGCACCGUGCCCCACGCGCCGCACACGGACGGCACCGACGCGCACACGUCGAACGACUCGCCGCUCCGGCCCGACAUCUGUCUGGCCGCGAACACGGUCAACUUUGCGCAGCGCGAGAAGGACGAGAUGCGCGAUCUGACGCGCGCGUCCGAGAUCCUGUCCACGCCCGCCGGCGGCGCGCUCUGGCUCGGCAACGCGGCAGACGUGCCCCUCGCCCCGCCCUCGCGCGAUGCCUCGCCCUUCGACUCCGGCCCGAACGUCGCCGCGCAGGGCCGCGGCUACGACGUCUGCGUCGAGUGCCACGACCGCGCGCCCGUGCCGACGCCCACCCAUCUCCGCGCCGCAGAGGAGCAUCUCGCGGCGCUUGCCGCGGCGUGGGCCAACACCGCCCACGGCAAACAGAGCGUCCCGCGGCCCGCGCCACAUCCCGGCGCCGUCGUCCAUUUGCCUUUCCCGUCCAGUCCGCAGAACGUGAGCGCCGUCACGCCGUUCCUUGAUUUCCUGGCUAGGGUCCUCGGGCCGCAGGAGAACGGCGCGCGGCCGGCGAAGGUGCUCGUGUGGAGCGCGGACGGGUAUACGGAGAGCAGCGUGCUGGCGCUCUGCAGCAUUAUGGCGGGCAAGGGCUUGGGGCUGCCCGAGGCGUAUCUCGAGCUGCAGGUCGAGAGGCGGCGGAGCUUUUUCGUAUACCAGUCCGAUCUGGGCGUGCUUAGGCGCGUCGAGGCUAAACUCGCAAGGGAACGCAAGAUCGCGGCUGCUGGAGAGGCUCAUGACGCGCACGCGGCGCUCGGCGCGCCGGACGGGCGGAGCAACGUCAAUGGAUGGGGAAAGAACAAUGGGCACGCGCAUAGCGCGACUCUGCCCGGGAGUCUGCCGAGCAACUACAACUACAACCACGGGUACGAAGAGAUGGCGCUCGACACGUCCGCGACGGCUGCGUCGCCCUCUGCGCCGUCGAUCGACGACAUGUCGCCCUCGUCCGCGCCGGCAACCGCCGCACCAGUAUUGCCUAACCCGCUCGCGGCAUCGGCGUCGGUUCCGCUGCCGCCUACGCCGCCGGCCACGGUGCCGAGUCAGCUUCAUCUGCAUGCGCCGCGCAGGCCGAGGGCGAGCACGAGCCCGAUGCUGGGCCCCGCCGCCGGCGAUCAUGGGGCCUGGUUCGACGAUCCGCGGUUCGACGGCAGCUUCCCGAGCCGGGUGUUGCCGUUCUUGUACCUGGGGAACCUGAACCACGCUUCGAAUGCGUAUAUGCUGCAUGCGCUGGGCAUCACGCAUGUCGUGAGUGUUGGCGAGUGCGCGCUUGUACCGCCGUCGGCGUCGUCGGCUUGUCCGAGCCCGAGCUCGAGCGCGCCGGGUCCGGGCAUUGCUGGGCCGCCUACUGGUCAUAUUGGGCGCCGCCGUCAGGGCUCGCUGUACAUCGAAGAACGUGAAGGUCGCAUUAAGGUGCUCGAUAUCAAAGGCGUAUGCGACGACGGAAUCGACACGCUCGAGCCGCAGCUCGCACCCAUCUGCGACUGGAUCGAGCGCGCGAGAUGCGAGGGCGGGAAGGUGCUCGUUCACUGCCGUGUGGGCGUCAGCCGGAGUGCCACAGUCACCAUCGCAUACGUGAUGAAGCACCUCGCGCUCCCGCUCGUCGACGCGUACCUCAUCGUGCGCUCGAGAAGGCUGAGCGUGCUCAUUCAGCCCAACAUGCGGCUGCUGUACAACCUCCUCGGCUGGGAAGUCCGGCUCGCACUCGAGCGCGCCGCCGCUGCCGUCCCCCAAGCGUCCGACGGCGCUGAUGAGAAGAUGGACACGGACGCCGAGCAGAUCACCAAGUCCGCUGUGACUGAGGCGCUCGCGGGCGCUUCUGCGGCAUCCGCUACGAUUGAUGUGAGCGUUGGUGCGGUGGAGAAGGCGGGCGGGAUGCAGGUGAAGGAUGUUAGGACGCCGAGCCCGGUCGAGGGGAAGAAGAUUGUUGAGGUUGGGGGCGCGAGGGUGGAUGAGGAUGUGUUGAGGGCGGAGAUGGCGAGGGCGCUGAGCUGGCCGUAUUUGGCGAGGGAGGUGCAUCGGUUGAACGAGAAGUAUUUGCAUUGA
This is a messenger RNA of Peniophora sp. CBMAI 1063, 3006 nucleotides long. Lineage: Eukaryota; Fungi; Basidiomycota; Agaricomycetes; Russulales; Peniophoraceae. The record is from the annotation of a GenBank genome assembly.